Stegodyphus dumicola is the source of this 744-nucleotide messenger RNA. RefSeq names its product tigger transposable element-derived protein 1-like. The record is from RefSeq and is a predicted model, not a curated record. Lineage: Eukaryota; Metazoa; Arthropoda; Arachnida; Araneae; Eresidae.
AUGGCUGAUGUUGCGAGACAGUAUGGCUUGAACAGGUCUACAGUAUGCACAAUCUUAGCUAAGAAAGAUAUCAUCAAGAAGACUCGAGCAGCUAAAGGAAAACUGAAAGAAGAAACUCAAAGUUCGUCAUCCGAGUUAGAAUUCAAGGCUACCACUGGAUGGUUUGUAAAGUUUAAAAGGAGGUCUGGAAUCAAACAUGUAUUAAUUCAUGGUGAGACUGCUCGUGCAGUUAAAGAAGCUGAGAAGUAUUGUCUCAAAUUCGAAGAAUUCAUUGAAACAGAAGGGUAUCGUCCCCAACAAAAAUGUGAUGAAACUGGUUUGUUUUGGAAGCGCAUGCCGAACCGUACCUACAUCACGAAACAUGAGAAAAGCGUUCCGGGGCAUAAACCCAUGAAAGACCGGUUGACGUUACUUUUAGGAGUUAACGCUAGUGGUGAUAUGAAGCUUAAACCACUUCUCGUUUAUCACUCUGAGAAUCAUAGAGCAUUAAAAAAAUUCCAUAAUCAAGAGAAGACUGCCAGCAAUGUGGAGAUCCAAUUGCAUGGGUCACGCAGACUCUUCAAAAAAUGGCUGUUUGAAGUUUGUGUCCCGAGCAUCAAGGACUACCUUGAUACCAAUGACUUGCCACUGAAAGCACUGCUGCUAUCGGACAAUGCACCAGGUCACCCAAAGAACAUUGAAGAUAAUUUUCUGACAGACUUUCCCUGUCUGACAUUUCAGUUUCUACCUCCGAAUAAGACUUAG